CCUUGGCUCUUCACAACAGUAGAUCGAUCAUCAGCGUGAUUGGUGAGUAAUAAUAAGAUCGGUUUUUUACAUUUGUGAGAGAAGUCCCAAAAGAGAGAAAUGUCGUCCGAGCAGGAAAGGCGAGAACUUGACGCCAAGGCAAGGCAGGGAGAGACAGUCGUCCCUGGUGGAACUGGUGGGAAGAGCCUUGAAGCCCAGGAGCACCUUGCCGAAGGGCGGAGCCGCGGAGGGCAGACGAGGAAGGACCAGCUGGGGCAUGAAGGGUACCAGGAGCUGGGAAGCAAAGGAGGACAAACGAGGAAGGACCAGCUGGGGCCUGAAGGGUACCAGGAGCUGGGAAGCAAAGGAGGACAGACGAGGAAAGAGCAGAUUGGACAUGAGGGGUACCAGGAGAUGGGCCGCAAAGGUGGACUCAGCUCAACAGACAAGUCUGGAGGAGAGCGCCCUUCUGAGGAAGGGAUUGAGAUUGACGAGUCCAAGUACAAGACUAGGGACCGCUGAUGACUAUAUAUAGAAAGUUUGGGAAGUUAGCCUUAUAAAGAAGUGUCUUAGGUUUCGUAGUUUGUCCAAUAAUAACGUACGUGUCGUUGUGUUUAUACUCCACUGGUGUGUAUCUGUUGGGUAAAGCAGUGGCUUGUUUUAGGUGUCUGUUGGUGAUCAGUAGUUAGAAUGGGAAAGGCAUUAUAUGGUGUUUGGAUGUUGGUUUUUUGGGAUUAUAGUGCCUUUUUUUGUAUGUUAUGUAACUGAUCGAUGUUAAUUUCAAUAGUAGCUGCUGACUUUUGGUUCAGCUUUGGCUUUA
This is a messenger RNA of Corylus avellana, 799 nucleotides long. It is a transcript of the gene EM1, whose product is annotated as Stress induced protein. NCBI's taxonomy places the organism in Eukaryota, Viridiplantae, Streptophyta, Magnoliopsida, Fagales, Betulaceae. The record is from RefSeq and is a predicted model, not a curated record. Gene Ontology annotation, biological process: response to abscisic acid. Gene Ontology annotation, cellular component: cytosol.